This is a messenger RNA of Bacidia gigantensis, 552 nucleotides long. RefSeq lists its product as uncharacterized. Bases 1 to 552 code for a protein of 183 amino acids. The record is from RefSeq and is a predicted model, not a curated record. The transcript has a single exon. NCBI's taxonomy places the organism in Eukaryota, Fungi, Ascomycota, Lecanoromycetes, Lecanorales, Ramalinaceae.
AUGCCAAAGCUACGAUCCAUUUCUGUCCUCGCACUAUUCUUUGCAUGUUCCGUGAUCACAUAUGCGGCGCCUCAAUCAGUCGAGGAAUCGGAUAUCAUCUGCUACGCUGAAGACGUAGACAAGGCAAUAUGCCUGCAGAAAGAUGCCCUAGCAUUGAUCGAUUACCUUCGUUUUGACGCUCCAGGCAGAGACGUGGAGAAUAUCUUGACCACGGACAUGGCAGCACAGGGUCCAAAUAUCAUACACCCACCCUACGACAUCACGCGCCCUGGCAAAGUGGGUACCUGCAAAAUAACCCUAAAAUUCAACCUACCCCCUGUGAGCCCAGUCAGACGAUACCAAGACAGAUUUACGAUCACUAGUGUCGCUCAGAGAGCGAGGUUCAUCUUUCAUCGCUGUCCAUGGGACGUCGCGAAUAUUGAUGGGUUAGGACGAGGUGGUAAGAUGCUUGGUGGCGAUAGACGGAUAAUUGGUGUGAAGUUGAUUUCGGCUGAGGAGCCGGAUGAUGUUGGCGAUAUGGACUCCUUCACCGGCAAUAUAACCGUACUGUGA